Aspergillus novofumigatus IBT 16806 is the source of this 1231-nucleotide messenger RNA. RefSeq names its product putative cell surface protein (gene dprA). The coding region runs from base 58 to 1080 and encodes 340 amino acids. The record is from RefSeq and is a predicted model, not a curated record. NCBI's taxonomy places the organism in Eukaryota, Fungi, Ascomycota, Eurotiomycetes, Eurotiales, Aspergillaceae. The transcript is spliced from 4 exons.
CCAUAACAAAACUACACCUAUCAAUUCGAAUACAAAACAUUGCAAGUCUCCUACAAGAUGUCCCAUAUGAUGCACAAGGUGAAGGAGGCCUUGACUGGCCACCAUGGUGACUCCAGCACAACGAACCAUGGGCCCCAUGACUCCAAGGCUGCCAACAAGGUCGACCCUCGCGUCGAUAGCGACCGUGACAACCGCGCUCAACAUGAGGCCAUGGGGGGCACUGCUGGUCCUCAUACAUCUGACACUGCCAACAAGCUCGAUCCUCGUGUAGACAGCGACAGAGACAACCGUGGAAACACUGCUGGCACCUAUGGUAGCAGCAACACCUACGAAACCACUAGCAAUACCUACGGAUCUAGCAACACUUAUGAAAACACAAGCAGCAAUGCUGGUCCUCAUGGAUCCAACGUUGCCAACAAACUUGACCCCCGCGUCGACAGCGACAAAGACAACCGUGCUCGCCACGAAGCUAUGGGAGGCACUGCCGGCCCUCACAGCUCCAACAUUGCCAACAAGCUAGACCCUCGUGUGGACAGUGACAAGGACAACCGUGGUGCUACCUCCGGCGGCUACGGCACAGGUACUACUGCUGGCAACACUUACGGCAGCGCCAGCUCCAACGUCGGCCCCCACGACUCCAACAUUGCCAACAAGCUCGACCCCCGGGUUGACUCCGACGCGGACAACCGUGCCCGUCACUCUGCCAUGGGCGGCACCGCCGGGCCCCACGGAUCCGACAUUGCGAACAAGCUCGAUCCCCGCGUCGACAGCGACAAAGAUAACCGUGGUCUGGGUACUGGCACCGGCACUGGAACGACGGGCUACGGCACCACUUCCUCCAAUGUUGGACCUCACGACUCCAACAUUGGCAACAAACUCGACCCUCGUGUGGAUAGUGACCAGGACAACCGCGCUCGCCACCAGGCUAUGGCUGGAAGCAGCUACACUGGCGCUGGCGCUGGUACUGGUGCUGGAACCACGGCUGGUCCUCAUGGCUCCAACGUCGCGAACAAGCUCGACCCUCGUGUCGAUUCCGACUUGGACAACAGUGCCACCGCAGGAACCCAGCGUGGCUUCUAAGCGAUGGGUAAUGGAUGAGAAUGAUAUUUGAUAAUGCUUAAUCCUUUGCGAUGGAAUGACUUUGAUACCAUGAAAUUGCACGAUUGAUGACUCUUAUGAUUUCGGCCUUGUAUUAUCAAACUUUGAUAGUCUGCUACAAUGAUACUUUUCG